UUUAGAAUAAAGUCUGUGAUAAAAUUAUAAUUUUCAGAUAAAAUGGACUUAUCUCCCAGGCAUGAGGGGGAGGAGGAUGGAAAGGGAUAUACUCCCAGUGUAAGUUCAACAACUCCUUGUUCUACUCCUACUACAACUCCAACACCAGAGUCCCGAGAUACUCCACCCGAUAGACAAUACCUUCAAGAGGAGUUUAUUCCACCAGCUAGUCGGUCAUCUCAUGAUCUUAGUACCUCGUAUUCAUGGGACACUCAACUAGCAGAUCCAAGUUUUGUUGGUGCCCCUGUUACAGCAUUCCACCACGCUCCCAUGUCUGAUGGAUGGGAUAAUAUUAUCGUUGGGAUGAAGGUUGAGGUUGAGAACGGAGAUGUUGAUCCUAUGCCUGGGGUGUUUACUACAGCUUAUUGGGUUGCUACAGUGCUAAGAAUAUCAGGGUAUAAGGUGUUGUUGAGAUAUGAAGGAUUUGGACAGGAUGGAAGUAAAGAUUUCUGGGUUAAUCUCUGCUCUGACAAGGUUCACCCUGUAGGCUGGUGUGCUACCAAGGGCAAACCACUUAUUCCUCCUAAAACUAUUCAGUCCAAAUACAGCGACUGGAAAGAGUUCCUUGUAAAAAGACUGACAGGAGCUAGAACUCUGCCCAUCAACUUCUAUAAAGUGGUUUGGGAGAGCGUAGCAUCUUUAUUUCGUAAAGGGAUGAAAUUAGAGGUUGUGGAUAAAAUGAGGAUAAGUCAGGUUCGUGUUGCCACUGUCGUUGAUGUCACCGGUCGUCGUCUUCAGCUUUCAUAUGACGAUGGAAAUGGGGAGGAAGGAUUCUGGUGUCACGAGGAGAGUCCGCUGAUUCAUCCAGUAGGUUGGGCCAGGAGGGUUGGACAUCAGAUUGCAGCUACCUCAGAAUAUCAUGAUAGAUGCCUAAUGGAGAACUAUUUGGAGACUGAUACGACUGCGGAUAUGUUCCCUGAGUACCCCCCGGCCUCGGGAGCCUUCACGGUCGGCCUCAAGCUGGAGGCCGUAGAUCCUCUCAACCUGGCAACCAUCUGUGUUGCUACAGUAAUGAAGGUCUUGAGAUUCGGAUAUAUUAUGAUCAGGUCAGGGCUUUUUUUAUUAGUAAAUUCCCCUGUCCUGAGUGGAUCAGAUGCUGCGUUUAACUGGAUAAACUAUCUUCAAACAAGCAAAAGUCAGCCAGCACCUCUCAACAUCUUUCCAACUAGAGACAAGCAGAAGCAUGCUUUCAAGACUGGAAUGAAGGUUGAGUGUACAGAUUUGAUGGAUCCUAGACUAGUUUGUGUCAGCACUGUGUCAAGGGUUGUCGGUCAUCUUCUCAAGGUUCAUUUUGACGGAUGGGAGGAGGAUUAUGAUCAAUGGAUGGACUGUGACAGUGUAGAUAUUUACCCUGUAGGAUGGUGUGAGCUUGUCGGUCACCGACUGGAGGGACCGCGGAUGCAGAUACCAAUGACAAAGAAGGAAAGGAAAAGAAAAGCAGGAAACAAGAGAACUGGAAAGAUGGCCAAAAAGAGAG
This is a messenger RNA of Eurytemora carolleeae, 1516 nucleotides long. It is a transcript of the gene Sfmbt, whose product is annotated as polycomb protein Sfmbt. Gene Ontology annotation, biological process: regulation of DNA-templated transcription. Gene Ontology annotation, cellular component: nucleus. Lineage: Eukaryota; Metazoa; Arthropoda; Copepoda; Calanoida; Temoridae. The record is from RefSeq and is a predicted model, not a curated record.